CUCUGCUUCUUCCACACCGUUGCUCACCGCCGCAGAUGGAGGACGCGCCGCUUCGUGUCGGAACAAGACGAUAGUUGCACAUUUUUGCACAUUUCUAGUGUUCGGAAUCUGUCAGGGCUAAUACAAAACAUGAAGCUGAGACUGUAAUGUUUGCGUCAGACGCGUGAUUCUCCAUCCAGAGUCCAUUCAGAGUUGAGGGCAGGCGCACUUGUCCGCUGUGUCUCGGACUCUAUAUGGAGGGAUGUCGGAAUGGCUUGCACCAGGAGAACCAAAACUUUGGUGUCUACGUGUGUGAUACUAAGUGGCAUGACCAACAUUGUGUGUCUUUUGUACGUCGGAUGGGUAACUAAUUACAUCGCUAAUGUGUACAUCAAAGUGCCGGUACCUGUCCCGGCCAAAAAGUUGGAAGGCGACAGGAAAGGAGAAACUCUGCGGAUUAUAGAGCGACUGGAUCGGCUGGAGAAUGUUGUCAAUCAGCAUAUACAAGAGUCGCCGCUGAAAGGAGAUGACAAUCAAGUGGAUCGAUCUUUUGCUGACUCAUCCUUGUUCAACCACUGGGGCCAAGACCUGGGGCCUGAGAGCCGUCGAGUGGCCCUCAAGAUGUUUCAGUAUUAUGGCUAUAACGGGUACCUCAGCGACCGCCUCUCCAUGGACAGAGCCAUCCCAGACUACAGGCCGGACGGGUGCAAAAACAUGUCUUACCCGUCCAACCUGCCGCAGGUCAGUAUAGUCUUCAUCUUUGUGAACGAGGCACUGUCAGUCAUUCUACGCUCCAUCCAUUCGGUCAUGAACAGAACACCCAGCCACCUGCUCAAAGAGAUCAUACUGGUCGACGACAACAGCAAUAACGAUGAGCUAAAGGAGAAGCUGCAGGACUUUGUGAAGGAGACCAACGCUAAGCAGCCGGGUUUCAUUAAGGUGGUCCGUCACAGUAAGCAGGAGGGUCUGAUUCGCUCUCGAGUGAGUGGCUGGAGAGCCGCCUCUGCCCCUGUAGUGGCCCUUUUUGAUGCCCACGUGGAGUUCAACAUCGGAUGGGCUGAGCCUAUUCUCCAAAGGAUCAAAGAAGACAGAACCAGAAUUAUAUCUCCAUCGUUUGACAAUAUUAAAUACGACACAUUUGAGAUUGAGGAGUAUCCCCUCUCCGCUCAGGGCUUUGACUGGGAGCUGUGGUGCCGCUAUCUGAACCCACCCAAAUCAUGGUGGAACCUGAACAACAGCACUGCUCCGAUCAGGAGUCCGGCUCUGAUCGGCUGCUUUGUGGUGGACAGGCUGUAUUUCGCAGAGAUUGGUCUGCUGGAUGAAGGCAUGGAGAUUUAUGGAGGAGAGAACGUGGAACUGGGCGUCAGGGUGUGGCAGUGUGGAGGAAGUGUGGAGGUGUUGCCCUGUGCCCGUAUCGCCCAUAUCGAGCGCGCCCACAAACCCUACACAGAGGAUCUCACUGCCCACGUGCGCAGAAACGCUCUGAGGGUUGCAGAAGUGUGGAUGGACGAGUUUAAAAGCCAUGUCUACAUGGCCUGGAACAUUCCACAAGAGGACUCAGGGAUAGACAUCGGUGACAUCGCCGAAAGAAAAGCACUGAGGAAAAAGCUGCAGUGCAAGACCUUCCGCUGGUAUCUAGUGAACAUUUACCCCGAGAUGAGAAUGUACACGGACACCGUCGCAUAUGGAGUGCUCAGAAACUCACUGAAGACUGACUUGUGUCUCGACCAAGGGCCAGACACUGACAACAUUCCCAUCCUUUACCUCUGUCACGGGAUGACACCUCAGAAUGUAUACUACACCAGCACUCAGCAGUUAUUUGUGGGCAUCCUGAGCCCCACCGUUGACGAUGAUGACAACAAGUGCCUGGUGGACGUGAACGGCCGGCCGCGGCUCAUUGAGUGCAGUUACGCUGUGGCCAAACGCAUGAAGCUCCACUGGCGUUUUACUCAGGGAGGCUCCAUCCAGAAUACAAAGUCAAAGCGAUGCCUUGAACUCGUGGAGAACAAUGACAAUGAGUUCGGAUUUCAGCUCACCCUCCAAAAAUGCACUGGCCAGAACUGGACCAUCACCAAUAUGUUGCCUGGUAGCACCUUAUGAUGACUUUCGAGACCUGGGACGGCAUUGAGAAACGAAGCACCUGGAUGUCUCUGACUUUGACAUCAUAUGAUAAAUGUUAAACAUUUUUCUCUAGCUACUGUACUUGUGCAUAUUGAUAAGCCACGUUUGGCUGAUGCCGCAUUGUGUGUUAUGAGGUCCUACACUGUACUGAGAUAUAUUUUGUGCAAGGUCUACUCGGUUUCGUCUUGACUUGAAGGUUGUACCGGCUCCAGCGCACACAUUGAAGCCAUAAUUGCUACUAUGUAGCAAAGCUUUGGCAACGUUCUUGCUGUAUUUCUUUUUCUAGUGUCUCAGGUUUGUAGGUUGAGAUUAUUUUGAAACUACUCUGUACAUUUUUGGGACAUGCCAACAACAUGUUGGAACAUAUCUAGAUACAAUCAGCUGUUUUAUAUCUACAUGUAAAGUAAAUAUUCUCAGUAUUUAUAAUUCAUGGCAGUAAAAAAAGAACAAAUGCUAA
Danio aesculapii is the source of this 2557-nucleotide messenger RNA. RefSeq names its product UDP-N-acetyl-alpha-D-galactosamine:polypeptide N-acetylgalactosaminyltransferase 18b (gene galnt18b). The coding region runs from base 250 to 2079 and encodes 609 amino acids. NCBI's taxonomy places the organism in Eukaryota, Metazoa, Chordata, Actinopteri, Cypriniformes, Danionidae. The transcript is spliced from 11 exons. The record is from RefSeq and is a predicted model, not a curated record. Gene Ontology annotation, cellular component: Golgi apparatus.